Molecule: messenger RNA, 1572 nt
Organism: Exaiptasia diaphana
Lineage: Eukaryota; Metazoa; Cnidaria; Anthozoa; Actiniaria; Aiptasiidae
Product: probable tubulin polyglutamylase TTLL9
Biological process (GO): protein polyglutamylation; microtubule cytoskeleton organization
Cellular component (GO): cilium
Molecular function (GO): tubulin binding; tubulin-glutamic acid ligase activity
Source: RefSeq, a predicted model, not a curated record
UAAAAUGGCGGCUAAAAGCAAGGAAGUCAAGUCCUCUACCGUGAACUGGAAGCCUGUUUUGCGAAAGCCUUUUGAUAACAGUAGGGUCAUCAAGUUCAAGUGCUCUUUACAAAAUACAAUAUUAGACGUAUUGCGAUCAAAAGGAUGGACUGAAGUGCGAGAAGGAGAAGGAGACUGGGACUUUCACUGGUGUGAUAUUGGAUGGAUGAGGGAAUUCUUUGACCAUACUUACAUGGAAGAACAUGUCAAGAUAUGUCAUUUUAGAAAUCAUUACGAGUUAACGAGAAAAAAUUUGAUGAUAAAGAAUCUGAAACGACUGAAGAAAACCYUUGAAAGAGAAUAUGGGAAAAUAGAAGCAGCGAAAUGCGAUUUUUACCCAACAACAUUUGAAUUACCAAUGGAAUAUCAUAUUUUUGUGGAAGAAUUCAAAAGAAAUCCUGGUUCUACAUGGAUUAUGAAACCUGUUGGAAAGUCCCAAGGGAAAGGAAUAUUUUUGUUUAGAAAACUAAAAGAUAUUAUGGAUUGGAGAAAGGAAGAUCCAUACAGAGCUCAACAAAUAGAGGAAAGGCAAAAAGAUGACAAGGAACCUGUAGAAACUUAUAUUGUUCAAAGAUAUAUAGAAAAUCCAUACUUAAUAGGAGGAAGRAAGUUUGACUUGAGAAUUUAUGCCCUUGUAACAUCUUACUCUCCYCUGUGUGUCUGGCUGUACAGAGAAGGAUUUGCAAGGUUUUCUAACACAAGAUUUUCACUAGACUCCAUUGACGACACCUAUGUUCAUUUAACUAACGUGGCUAUUCAAAAGACUGCUCCAGAUUAUGACCCGGAGAAGGGUUGUAAAUGGUCGUUACAACAACUAAGACGAUAUCUAGUAGCAAAGAAUGGUAUACCUAAGGUCGAAAAAACAUUGCGAGAAAUUGAUGACAUCAUCGUCAAAAGUCUGCAAGCUGUUCAGAAAGUUAUCAUCAAUGAUAAACACUGUUUUGAGCUAUAUGGUUAUGACAUCAUGUUUGACUGUAACCUUAAACCGUGGUUAAUUGAAGUGAAUGCAUCACCAUCACUGACAGCAAGCAGUCAGACAGACUAYGAGCUCAAGUUCAGGCUGCUGGAGGAUAUGCUUUACAUAAUUGACAUGGAAAAUAGGUUGACAGGACGAGAGAAAAGAGUUGGUGGUUUUGAUUUGAUGUGGAAUGACGGACCUGUUGCCAUGGACGAUGCCUGCGGUGCAGACUGCAUUCCACAACCUCUSUACCCAACCAACACCUUCCUAGGCUGCAAUAACAGCGACAGAGAAAAACAUAUCAAACAGGUUUUGAAAACAGCCCAAGCUGCAAAAAGAAUUUAAAACUUACAGAACUGUAAAAUUGUAAACAAAGUGCAUUCUUGGAAGCACUUGGAUCUACAUGCAGGAAAGAAUUAGUAAUCACCUAAGAAAUCCAUCCAUAAAUUAUUUGUAUAUAGCUUUGUAMAAAAUAUGAAAAGUAUACAAAAAAGUAGCCAAAAUGGUAACAGCAUGUAAUAUAAGAAAUUUGUGUGAAAAAGACAAUAAAAUUGCUGGAAAUCCCUUGGUUUAAA